AUGGUGCAUUAUAAAAAUCCAUAUAUAAAUUACAUACGAAGAAAACCGUUGGCAUUACUAGCUCCAAUUACAUUACUAAUUAUAAUUUAUUUUUAUUUUUCAUCAGCUUCAUCAUCAACUCCAAAACCAAAAUAUAGUUAUAACAAAAAAUCAAAAGGUUGGUUUUCAAAUAAUAAAGAUUCUUCACUUAUAUUAAAAAAUUUACCAAAAAAUCAUAUAAAACAUUUUGAUUUAAAUAAAUUAACUAUAUCACCUGAUGCUUUAGCUAAAAAGGAAGAAAUAUUAAUUUUAACACCAAUGUCAAAAUUCUUACCUGAAUAUUGGGAAAAUUUAAAUAAAUUAACUUAUGAUCAUUCAUUAAUUUCUUUAGGUUUUAUAUUCCCUAGAAAUAAUGAUGGUGAUGAAGCUUUAAAAAGUUUAGAACAUGCUUUAAAAGUUUCAAAAACUAAUAAUAAAUUAAAUUUCAAAAAAGUUACAUUGUUGAGACAAGAUUCAAAUUCUUUAAAUAGUCAAUUAGAAAAAGAUAGACAUGCUUUUAAAGUUCAAAAAGAAAGAAGAUCAAUGAUGGCAUUAGCUAGAAAUUCUUUGGUGUUCACAUGUUUGGAUCCUUCAACUUCUUGGGUAUUAUGGUUAGAUGCAGAUAUUGUUGAAACUUCACCAAGUUUAAUUCAAGAUUUAACAUCUCAUGAUAAAGCAGUAUUAUCUGCUAAUGUUUAUCAAAGAUUCUAUGAUGAUAAAUUGAAUGCAGAUUCAAUAAGACCUUAUGAUUUUAAUAAUUGGGUAGAAAGUGAAGAAGGUUUAAAAAUCGCAAAUGGUUUAGCUGAUGAUGAAAUUAUUGUUGAAGGAUACUCAGAAAUGGCAACUUAUAGACCAUUAAUGGCUCAUUUUUAUGAUGCAAAUGCUGAUAAAAAUACUGAAAUGGCUUUAGAUGGUGUUGGAGGAGGUGCUGUAUUAGUAAAAGCUGAUGUUCAUAGAGAUGGUGCAAUGUUUCCUUCUUUUCCAUUUUAUCAUUUAAUUGAAACUGAAGGAUUUGCUAAAAUGGCUAAAAGAUUAGGUUAUGAAGUUUUUGGGUUACCAAAUUAUUUAGUUUAUCAUCAUAAUGAAUAA
This is a messenger RNA of Lodderomyces jiufengensis, 1107 nucleotides long. RefSeq names its product mannosyltransferase complex subunit (gene MNN9). Gene Ontology annotation, biological process: protein N-linked glycosylation; cell wall mannoprotein biosynthetic process. The coding region runs from base 1 to 1107 and encodes 368 amino acids. Gene Ontology annotation, cellular component: mannan polymerase complex. The record is from RefSeq and is a predicted model, not a curated record. Lineage: Eukaryota; Fungi; Ascomycota; Pichiomycetes; Serinales; Debaryomycetaceae. The transcript has a single exon. Gene Ontology annotation, molecular function: alpha-1,6-mannosyltransferase activity.